Messenger RNA from Seminavis robusta, 1434 nucleotides. The record is from the annotation of a GenBank genome assembly. Lineage: Eukaryota; Bacillariophyta; Bacillariophyceae; Naviculales; Naviculaceae.
CAUUCGUCAUUUGCGAAAGAUCGAUGACUGGUGGCUUAGAGCAAACCUGGCACGACUAAAUUGGUUUUCUGUUGGGGGGAUUCCGGGAAGUACAGCGUUUCCUCGUCACUCAUCACAGACCAACCUCCUUUAUCAACCUCGUCUGGUGGCUCUGGAUUUGCUCCUGUCGCCCAGUAGCUAGCCAAGUCUUCAAUCGUAUUGCGUUGCAGGCUGGGACAGGACAGAACUCUUGAGAAGCUGCGGAUCUUUGAGCGGCGUGAGUGGAUCGUUCGAAAGAGUGAAAGAGGAGACCUCUUGCUCAUCGAACUUUCUCACAAAUCUCAUUUGGAGAAAACAAAUCUUCUCACAUCACAACAAGUCAACACAAGUCAAGUCAAAUCCACUCAUAAGCAAACAUGAAACUCUCCAUUCCAACCCUCGCUCUCUCGUCUCUCUUGGCAUCUUCAGCCGUGGCCACCAGUCUGCGCCAAAAACGAAAGCUCCAGUUUGGCCAAGGCAACCCACAGGGAGAUGUACAGGAAUUCUUUGAUGGCUUGACGGGAGGAUUGACAGGUGGCUUUGAGGGCAUGAUCGAUCUUACCGCCAUUCAAGACAUGGAUCCCCUCGUCGUGGGUGACGGCCAGCCCAUGAGCUUUGUGAUUGACGAUACCUUCAACCUAACUUCCUGUGAAUCACCCAUCAAUAUCACUCUGGCACCCGCCACCCUCACGGGUCUUUCUACACUCACCAUGGACCGCUUUGAGUUGAUACCCAAUUCGGGUCAAGUGCAAAUCCAGGAUGGAAAUUGGUGGGAUGUCGUCAACACGUUGACUUGGGAAGGAACCUUUGACAUGCUCGCGACUGCCGACUUUAUUACUUUGGAAGGAGGAAUCAGUGUGUCGUCCGAUGAUACCGAAUGUCUGGGGGUUGAUGUAGACCAAGAUGGAACCUUCCGGACUGGAGUGGUCGUGUCCAUGGCCAAUCCAAUGUUGGAUAUGCAGUUGGCCAUUGGUGGAUCUACACAGAGCGUCAUUAGCAGUUGGUUUGGAGGUGAUCAAGACUCGGUUGCCGAGUCCAUGAAUGCCACUCAAGUUAGCUUCACGUACGAUAGUUGGACCGUCGAGUUUGACAACCCCGCCGUCAACCAAACGAUUGAUGUUGGUGAAAUCAUUCAAACCCUCGAUGACUUUCUACAGAAUGCCCUCAACUCUACUGAUUUUGAAUUGCCGGGCAUUGAUGGCUUUGACGGACUUGGUGGCAUUGAUGACUUCAUCCAAGGUCAAGCCAACGCCGUGUCCAAAAGCGCCAGUUUUUCCUUCUAAGAAGCCAGUAUAGAUAGAUGUUUAUAUCGAUUUACUACAGUAGAUGUUAUUUUAAAGAAAAAGAAGACUUUAUAGUGGAACUGCAAUGGGGCCUUGACUUUCUCAGUUUUUCAAAGAGCACUCGAGUAAACGC